UAACGUGUGCUCUUCGUCCCGAGCCGAUGUACGCGACGGCAGUCGCUAUUCAAUGAGACGCCAAUUUAGUGCUUAAUUAGAAUUAUAAAAGUCUAAAAGAAAUGAUUAGAUUUAUUGCAUGCUAAUAAUUCGAAAACUUGUUCCGACAAAUUUUGUUUAAAGUUCAAACAAUAAAAUGAAGUUUUUUAAGGAAUGCAUUUUGAUGCUGUUAAGCCUUUUGAUGGUGAUGGGCCAGCGACACAGCAGGAUAAUACGGAACGACUUCGUGGAGUCGAGUCCUGAUGGCGCUUACAAAUGGGCCAUACAGACAGAUGAGAAUAUCUUCCACGAGCAGCGCGGCUACAUCAAUGGCGACGCUGGACUCCUGGUGGAGGGACAGUACCAAUACACCGCGCCUGACGGGCAGGUGAUCAAUGUCCUAUACCGCGCUGAUGAGAAUGGGUUCCACGCGGAAGGCGCACAUAUACCGACCCCACCGCCUAUACCUCCGGCUAUACAACGCGCAUUGGACUAUCUCGCCACACUACCACCGCCCACUGACCAUUGAUACCCAAGGGCGUAUCAAUAUCAGGGUCUUGUGUCCCAGUGAUAACAACAUUUUUGAUACUUUAUGGAUACGUCAAAA
This is a messenger RNA of Manduca sexta (tobacco hornworm), 625 nucleotides long. RefSeq names its product endocuticle structural glycoprotein ABD-4. Bases 176 to 547 code for a protein of 123 amino acids. Gene Ontology annotation, molecular function: structural constituent of chitin-based larval cuticle. Gene Ontology annotation, cellular component: chitin-based extracellular matrix. Lineage: Eukaryota; Metazoa; Arthropoda; Insecta; Lepidoptera; Sphingidae. The transcript is spliced from 4 exons. The record is from RefSeq and is a predicted model, not a curated record.